Molecule: messenger RNA, 1741 nt
Organism: Durio zibethinus
Lineage: Eukaryota; Viridiplantae; Streptophyta; Magnoliopsida; Malvales; Malvaceae
Source: RefSeq, a predicted model, not a curated record
AGCAACUUGUUAACUUACGUUGUUCAUUUAUUUUUUUAAUUGAAGUACUAUUAAAAAUGGGCCAAGUUGGAUAUUGUAAGGUUUGGAUCCCGAAAGGCACCUGACUUCACAACCCAAGCCCGAUCAACCAAGCAUAUAUUCGCCCCAAUGGACCAUUCCAGCCCACGUCUCUAAACCCUGAAUCGUGGCUUAACUCUCAGCGUAUGUUUUUAGAAAGCCAUUAACGAAAUUGUAGUGGUUUUGCGUCCAUUUCCACCAUAGAACUUUUUCCGCAGAUUUUCUCCCCCACAAUCCUUUUACUAAGCACACAAUGGAGUUGGCUACCUGUUCAAUCUCAGUCGCACAACAAAACUUGCUUUCUCCUAAGAAUCUCACAACAUUAACUUUCCGCUCUUAUAAGUAUCCUCAGAGAACCAGUUUUCUCAACUUUCAGUCUCGGGUUCUACGGCCGUUUUCCAAUGGCUUUAGCUGCCGGGGGAGCAGCUUCGGCUUCACUGACAACAUUACCUCUAAUUUCAAUUACAAUAAUAGCGUUAAUAAUAAAAUAUACAGAAGGGUGGAUUCUUGUUUGAUCAUACCUCCAACUGGAAACAGGAAACCACACGCAAUCAUCAAAUUCUUAGGCGGUGCUUUCAUUGGAGCUGUGCCCGAAGUUACUUACAGUUACUUGAUUGAGCUUUUGGCAAAGGAAGGGUUUUUAAUAAUAUCAGUGCCGUACAAUGUGACAUUUGAUCAUGAACAAGCUGCUAAACUAGUAUAUGAGAGGUUCAAUACUUGCUUGGACAACAUUCUUGCUUUUGGAUUCCCAGAUGCUGAUCUUACUCCUGUUGAUCUUAUUGACCUUCCAAUUUUCUCAGUUGGUCACAGCAAUGGUGCUCUUCUUCAAGUACUCACAGGAAGUUAUUUCUCCGAGAAGAUACCAAAGGCUAAUGCCAUUAUCUCAUACAACAACAGGCCAGCUACAGAGGCGGUGCCAUACUUUGAGCAGUUUGGUCCUCUAGUUAGGCAGAUGAUGCCAAUUGUAGAAGCAUCUCCAGUGUAUUCAAUGGCUAGGAGUGCUUCAGAUGAUGCGUGGAAGAUAUUUAUUGACACAGCUGGAGCAAUGAUACCUGACAGAGACCAGGAAGCCCUAGUCUCAUUCACCAAAUUUGUUGAUCAGUUGCCCUCAGUUUUUGGUCAGGUCACACAAGGGAAAUUAGAGUUCAAGCCAACACCUUCAGAGAACCGUGAAUGUUGUAAGAACAAAUACAAUGUCCAACACACACUACUGGUGAAGUUCAACUUUGACACAAUUGAUGAAACUGAUCUCCUUGAAGAGACAUUGAAGCCUCGUGUGGAGUCUAUUGGUGGGACGCUAGAAAAGGUCCAAUUAAGUGGUAACCAUAUAACACCAUGUGUGCAGGAGCCAAAAUGGCAAGCGGGCUAUGUGUACACUCCAGCAGAUGCUAUUGCUCAGGGACUUAAGACUCUCUCACUGAAUGAAACUAAAGUGCUCUCUAGAACGAUUACUGAUUGGUUCGGACGUUUGGAAGACUAACUGCCAGAGUUCAAACGAUAGUUGAUUCUGUGUAGGUGCAGUUUAUUGAAAAAAUAAUCAGCGUAUAGAAGGAAUUAAAAAUCAGACAGCUCCCUUGUGUAGCUCAAGCUUAAUAAGCUUUCAUAAGAACCAAAAAGGAUAGAGGAAUUAAACUUUAAGACUAGACACCAAUCGAAGAAACAUAUAAAUUGAAAGCUUCUUUCA